GCUAUUUCAGUUGACCGGUUUAAUGACUCGGACUUAAUUUGCGCCCUCGGAGAGGGGAAAGUGGCCGGCGAGAAAUGCAAGCCGAAAAAUAUGCGAAACAACAAGGCAGACAACACCCAGCGGCAAAAACUCGGCCUGCAGAGAAGGAGACAGCGGCAGCGACGCGUCUGGGGGCUUACAGUGGGGGUCGAAAUCGUAGAAACUUUUCAGAAAGAAAGUGGGCCUGAUGCUCAACUUAAGAAAAGGCAACGAAAUGAAAAUUUCAAUAAAAAUAGUUUCAUGAGAUAUCCGUUUUGAUUGAGAUUAGUUUUGGGCCUAAAGUUAAGACCCAUCUGAAUAUAAAAAAAUUUCUUACAAGCAGUGAUAGUCCUUUUUUGUAGCACAUCUUUUUUAGUUACAUGUAUUUCUGUUCCAGCCGAAUAUAAAUGUUUCCUUGCCAUAAUCUUAAAGGUCAUUGUAUUUUAGGAA
Drosophila biarmipes is the source of this 468-nucleotide messenger RNA. RefSeq lists its product as uncharacterized. The transcript has a single exon. NCBI's taxonomy places the organism in Eukaryota, Metazoa, Arthropoda, Insecta, Diptera, Drosophilidae. The coding region runs from base 91 to 297 and encodes 68 amino acids. The record is from RefSeq and is a predicted model, not a curated record.